AUGUUGGCUGAAUUACCAUUUCGUCUUUAUUUUCUCUCUCAAAAUCGAGUUCCUUUGUUCUAUCCAAUAUUUUGUCUUAUAUGGACAUGGUAUGACAAUAUACUAACUGCAGCUGAUCUCUUUAUUAUGGCAUUCACAUCUAUUGAAAGAUAUCUUCUUGUAUUUCAUCAUGUUUUUCAUCGUCGUUACAAACGUUUACUCUAUCGAAUACCCAUACCUACAUGUAUUUUAUUUACAACUAUUUGGUAUACAGUUUUGACUUUUGGUUAUCCAUGCAAAAAUUCAUUUGGAUAUUGUAAUUUUC
Messenger RNA from Rotaria sp. Silwood2, 304 nucleotides. The record is from the annotation of a GenBank genome assembly. NCBI's taxonomy places the organism in Eukaryota, Metazoa, Rotifera, Eurotatoria, Philodinida, Philodinidae.